Messenger RNA from Cylicocyclus nassatus, 984 nucleotides. The record is from the annotation of a GenBank genome assembly. Lineage: Eukaryota; Metazoa; Nematoda; Chromadorea; Rhabditida; Strongylidae.
AUGUCCGUAAGCAUUGAAAUACCGAAUAGUGAACGACCGUUUGUCCCAGGCGAUGUAGUCGAAGGAACAGUCAAUAUAAACGCAGACCACCCUCUCAAGGCUAAAGCAGUACGAGUUUUCCUCAAAGCUGGAGCCGAAACGGAAUGGUGGGUGUCCGUCUAUGGAAUCGAUUCUGUACAUGGCAGAAGUGCGAAAGUUUUCUAUGCAGCUAAUCUUACCUAUGCGCAAGAGGAAAGCUGCCUUUGGGCCCCAGAAGAGAAUGAGAAGAAGGGUACAAUCCCAGCAGGAAUGCAUUCAUUCCCAUUCACAUUUACAUUACCCGAAGAUUGUCCGCCAAACUUUGAAGGUAGUUGCGGCUCCAUAACUUACACGAUAACAGCAGAAGUGGAACGUCCAUGGAAAGUAAACAAAACCGCUUCCGUCAGUCUAUCAGUUUGCCCCGUGUUCGACCUAAAUCUUAUACCCGAGGCAAGCAGCUCAUCAUCUGCUUUCAAAUUCAAGAAAACUGGUUUCGUGUUCCUUCGCCACGGAAAAUUAUGCGUGCAGAUGAAACUUGCUCGGUCCGGAUACACUGUGGGAGAAACGAUUGAAGCUUUGAUCGAAGUCAAUAAUGAUACUAAGCAGCCAGCAGUUAGGCUUGAUAUGCGGCUGCGCAGAGUGGACAAUUAUACAGCAUAUCGCCAUGGUAAGACGACGACAAAUAAUGAAAAUAGGUGUAACAAGCGUCAGGAGGAGACGACCAUUGCUGAUGAGAGCAAGUCCAUUAAUAUUGCACCACAUGAGGUUGGAAGCACAACUGUAUCGCUAACAAUUCCGGAAACAACGCCAACCAUCAAAACCUGCUCUAUUAUAGAGGUUACCUACUACGUGGAGGUGCGUGUUGUCUGCAAAGGAACUAUCAACAGCAGUGUCGCAUGCCGUUGUCCAGUGAUUAUUGGCACACUACCAUUGACAGAACCCACAGCAAGAGUCACUGAAACUUAG